This is a messenger RNA of Diuraphis noxia (Russian wheat aphid), 643 nucleotides long. RefSeq lists its product as uncharacterized. The record is from RefSeq and is a predicted model, not a curated record. NCBI's taxonomy places the organism in Eukaryota, Metazoa, Arthropoda, Insecta, Hemiptera, Aphididae.
CGAUUGCGUGAUAUUUUUGAAAAAAAUUAUUACAGUAGUAGUCGUAAGUAGUAACUAUUAGAAUUAUUAUACUGGUAUAUAAUUAAUAUAUAAUCAUUUUUUUCGAAGACUCGACUGUCUUCUGAAUGUUUUGAAUAAUAUAAGCAAAUAAUAUUGAUUUCUCGACUUUACAAGGAGAAACCAUUUGUUGAUAUGGAAGGCAUUAAUAUACAAAUUGAACCAUGCAAGACUUAUUUUAGUGACGGAUGUGUAGAAACCGCAGGAACUGAUGAAACGGAUUUACUGAGAGGAGAAUCAAAACCUAACUCAAAUGAAUCUACUAAUAAUUGGCCAUCAUGGUUAUUAAAAAAAUCAGCAGUAAUUGGUUAYGGUGCAUUGAAUACAGUUGAUUACCUUGGUGAAUCUUUGGCUAAUUUUUUUGGAAUCACUACACCUAAAUAUCAGUUUGAAAUAAAUUACCACAACAACAUAAUGCAAGAAAUGAAUGCGGAAAAAAUUGCCAAUGAAGAAAAUAUGAAAGGAUGGACACAACAGCCUCCAAAAUGUAUUGUAACAGCAGAACCGUGUUAAAUUUACAUUUUCCAUUACUUAUUUGAUUUAAAAAAAAUACUAAUAAUUUAUUCAAUUAAAAAURCAUGGUAUG